GCGUGUUUCGGUCGGUCGCGCGCGUGGUUGAUUUACCUCCUUCUUUGCAAAAUUCGAUCUAUUCGGUUCGCGAGUCAGCUCGAUCUUGAUGUCAGUCUAAUUUACUCGCUUUUCGCGGUGUGACUCUCGCUGUGACUGGUGCUUCUCGGUCAGGAAAGCUCGUGCUUUCUCGUGUGCUCCGUGUUGGUGGUGAUUCCCAGAGUGCCCUGCGUCAAUUUGUCCCAUCUGGUGCAAUAAACAGGUGACCCUUCCGGCGCUGUUCCGUGUCCCUGAAGACUGUUAGUCAUUUUCUUGUUCAAUUGCGUUUGUUCUUUCGCGUGACCUUUUCGUCGUGUGUGUGAACGAACAGUGGAAAAUUCGAUUUAUCGCUGUGUUUUAUAAUCACCGAAAAAAGGUGUUGAGUUAGUGCCAUAUCCGGUGGUAAUCAGAUAUACACCCAAUUGAAACAAGUUCGAUAAAGUCGGUAAGCAAAAUGUCUCAGGUGACGAUGAAUGGCGAGAACGAUCAUGCCAACCACGCUACGGUGAAUAAUCACAAGGAGAUGCACCAGCGCUGUCUGAAUCCGUACCGUUCCAAGGUGACGGUAGUCCUCGGUGCCCAAUGGGGAGACGAAGGCAAGGGCAAGGUGGUGGACAUGCUGGCCACCGAAGCGGACGUUGUCUGCCGCUGCCAGGGAGGAAAUAACGCUGGACACACCGUCGUGGUCAACGGAAAGGAUUUUGAUUUCCACCUGCUACCCAGUGGAAUCAUCAACGAACGGUGCACAUCAAUUAUCGGAAAUGGCGUCGUAAUUCAUCUCCCAGGCCUGUUCGAAGAGUUGGCCAAGAACGAAGCUAAAGGUCUCACAAACUGGCAAAGCCGGCUGGUCAUUUCGAACCGCGCUCAUUUGGUGUUUGAUUUGCACCAGAAUGUCGAUGGUCUACAGGAAGCCGAAAAGGGCGGUAAAUCACUUGGAACCACCAAGAAGGGCAUCGGUCCAUGCUACUCCAGCAAAGCCACCCGAAAUGGUAUCCGUGUGUCGGAUCUUUUGGGAGAUUUCAAGGUGUUCAGCGAAAAGUUCGAAUCUCUAGUCAACAUGUAUCAGAAACUUUUCCCGAACUUUGAGGUCGACGUUGCCACCGAACUAGACAGAUACCGCGACUAUGCCGAACGGUUACGACCGAUGGUGCGCGAUACCGUUUCGCUGCUGCACGCCUCACUCAAGGAGGGCAAAAGCGUCCUGGUGGAGGGUGCCAAUGCCGCUAUGCUGGACAUUGACUUUGGUACCUAUCCCUACGUUACUAGCAGCAAUUGCAGUAUCGGUGGAGUACUUACAGGAUUGGGGCUGCCCCCGCAAACCAUCGGAGAAGUGAUUGGUGUGGUGAAAGCAUACACUACCCGUGUCGGUGAUGGACCGUUCCCCACCGAAUUGCAUGAUGAAACUGGAACACUACUGCAGAAGCGUGGUGGUGAAAUUGGUGUCACCACAAAGCGAGUGCGCCGGUGUGGCUGGUUGGAUUUGGCACUACUCCGGUAUACUGGUAUGGUGAAUGGCUACACCUCGAUUUGCCUAACCAAGUUGGACAUUCUGGAUACGCUAGAGGAGAUUAAGGUGGCUGUGAGUUACAAUCUGCAUGGCGAGAAAAUCAACUACUUCCCGGGCUCGAUCACCGAUCUGGCCCAGGUGGAAGUCAAUUACAUUACCAUGCCGGGCUGGCUCAAAUCGACGGAGAACCUACGUGACUUCAACGAACUCCCGCCGCAGGCACAGGAUUACAUCCGGAUGAUAGAGAACGAUCUGGGCGUGCCGGUCAAGUGGAUCGGCGUCGGCAAGGGUCGUGAGUCGAUUAUCAAUGUUAAGGACUAAUAUUGCCCCAGUGGUCCGGUCGUUGAGGCCUCUUCGAUGUAAGUCCCCGUUGUGUGUUUGUAUGUGUGUGUGAUAAAAUUGAAGAAAGAUAUCCUAAACCGCUACUUAUAUAUGGGAGCAUAGCAAUAGGUUUUGUUUUAAGACUUGUUUUUAAUAUGCAGAAGAAAUAGAAAACACCAAAACCAAUACCGAUGUCCAACAUUCGAAAGCAUACAAUGUUUCAGAUCUAUGUACCGUGUGGUGACCGUUCAAAUCUCAUUUAUGACCAGCAUAAUCUUGUACAAUUAGUUUCUAUAGGAAUGUGGCACAUACUUUUAGAUUAUGUUAAAGGUUAUUAUUGUGAGCAUAUGAAGAAUGACUGCUCAUUACGUAACGUAGAUACUGAAUCUAUCUGUUUCAGCCAUGUAAGAUUAGAUUUUGAUUUCACAUUCGACUUCUGAUCAUUAUGUUUAUGUUUUCGAAUAAGCGGUUAAUGUUGCCCUAGUUCGAGUUUGGGUCUAUAAUCACCUCCAACAUGAAGGAGAAUCGUAUGUACUUAUUUUUCUACAAUAAUCCACUGAUUAAAUAGGCAAUAGUUUCCUGUAGGCAGCGUUGGAAAAGAUCGCGAUAUUUCACAAAGUUCACCAAGGGAAAAGUUCACGAGUCAUAGUGAGUUUUGGUGAACUUUUCCAACACUGACUGUAGGUCGAGCAGAGAAUGGAAACAACACGGUAUGUGUACGGUAGACGCUUAGAUUUGCCUACGGCUUCAAGCACACAUUAAUCAAGUUCGAAGUCAAGUUUCGAAAUUGCAUACGUACACAGCUGCUCAUAAAUUGUAAACAGUUUCGAAACAUUGACCUGCUAAAAUAACGAUGAAGAUGCCUGAGCUAAACACCUUAGUUUGGAAGUUGAAAAUACUUAACUAACUAUUAUGAAACGUUAUUAGUUUUAGUCCAGUUGACCGCACAAAUGGGUUGUAAACCUAUUGCGAAAACUCAUCAGCUAUCCUGAGAAGUAAAACACACAGUUAACUAUUGAAACAGAUUAUAGAUAGGAUGUACACGAGAAUUAAUUAAACCAAAUCUUGAAGUUUGAUAAAUGUGAAACAGUGAUUAAUCGCUCCCAAAUUGCGAUUCAAGGCGCAAUUUUAUCAGAUAUAAUAACAAGCCCACAUGGCAACACACCAUCAGCAUGCAAGAACGCUGCGCACGAUGUACUUUAUAUUGAUGUUGAGUUCAUCAAUAUUUUUUUUCAGUUUUCCUUAAAUGUUUGUUUUUUAACCGGUAGACACCCGUUAUGAAUCGUAUAACAUGUUUUUACUUUUCAUUCGUUCUGAUAUGGUAAUGUAAAUGUUAAACUUAUGUUAAGAAUUUGUAAUAUAGUGAUUGUACUAUUUUA
Ochlerotatus camptorhynchus is the source of this 3225-nucleotide messenger RNA. RefSeq names its product adenylosuccinate synthetase (gene Adss). The transcript has 8 exons. The record is from RefSeq and is a predicted model, not a curated record. Gene Ontology annotation, molecular function: adenylosuccinate synthase activity; GTP binding. Gene Ontology annotation, biological process: 'de novo' AMP biosynthetic process; IMP metabolic process. Lineage: Eukaryota; Metazoa; Arthropoda; Insecta; Diptera; Culicidae. Bases 473 to 1846 code for a protein of 457 amino acids. Gene Ontology annotation, cellular component: cytoplasm.